AUGGAUCCAGGAGAGAUUCCGGCCCAUUUACCGGCCCUUACACAAGUCGAAGAGAUGAUUAUUGCCCGUUCUCACGUGCAGAUGUUGGUACAUCGAUAUCAGGCCAACCAGUAUCAUUACUCUGGACGUUGUGUGAGUCUUAUGCAAAACAACAUUCAAACAGUUAAUAUGUUACCUAAUUUACCCUCUGAGCUAGAUGUCGUGGUGUUGCGGCCGUCGAACCAAGUGAUGGAGAAUGAUGGAAGGUAUCGUUCCCAGUUUCGAGCCGAUUUUCGGGUCCGGAAAGGGUGGAUUAUCACUUGGCUACGUCAUUUAAAGGCUAACCACCCCGAUUAUCGAUACAUCACCAUCUCUCUUGACCGGCUCGAAAGGUUGCCUGUCGAUGAUGAUAUUUCCUCAUCGUUCCCCUCGAUCAUCGACGAGUCAAUCAUCGGAUCAUAUAUCGACGCAUUUCGGACCUGUCGACGUUUACAUACACACCCGCCAGACUUCUACGACGACCCGGAAGGAGAAGGCUCGGAUUCGGACGAUGAGGAUCCCCCCGGAGGAGGCCGGAAAUGA
Rhinocladiella mackenziei CBS 650.93 is the source of this 561-nucleotide messenger RNA. RefSeq lists its product as uncharacterized. NCBI's taxonomy places the organism in Eukaryota, Fungi, Ascomycota, Eurotiomycetes, Chaetothyriales, Herpotrichiellaceae. The transcript has a single exon. The record is from RefSeq and is a predicted model, not a curated record. The coding region runs from base 1 to 561 and encodes 186 amino acids.